GUAAAUUUAUCUCAUCAGAUACCAGGAGACGACAUUAGCAAAAAGGGAAAAACAAUUUGCAUUCCUAAAAAUCACAGAACCUCUCCAUUUGGUUCACUAUAUAAGACCGGGACCAGUUUCGAAGGCUACAGUAGUACAUCGGGAGACUCACCAAGUAACACUUAGAUACAGCAACAUCACACUUAGUGACAAACAUGAAAAUAGCAUUAGUCCUAUGGACCAUAGCAUUGCUAUGCUCCACCAUUUAUGCCGAAGAGUGGACGUAUGCAAAGAGGGAUGUUGAAGCAGUAGAACAGUAUGUCGACAAGCCAGACUACAGACCGAGACCCAGGCCUCCAAAUAUGCUGGUAAAGAGAGACGUUGAAGCAGUAGAGCAGUAUGUCGACAAGCCAGAUUACAGACCUAGACCAAGGCCUCCAAAGAUGCUGGUAAAGAGAGACAUUGAAGCAGUAGAGCAGUAUGUCGACAAGCCAGAUUACAGACCAAGACCCAGGCCUCCAAAAAUGCUGGUAAAGAGAGACGUUGAAGCAGUAGAGCAGUAUGUCGACAAGCCAGAUUACAGACCUAGACCCAGGCCUCCAAAGAUGCUGGUAAAGAGAGACGUUGAAGCAGUAGAGCAGUAUGUCGACAAGCCAGAUUACAGACCAAGACCCAGGCCUCCAAAGAUGCUGGUAAAGAGAGACAUUGAAGCAGUAGAGCAGUAUGUCGACAAGCCAGAUUACAGACCAAGACCCAGGCCUCCAAAGAUGCUGGUAAAGAGAGACAUUGAAGCAGUAGAGCAGUAUGUCGACAAGCCAGAUUACAGACCAAGACCCAGACCUCCAAAGAUAAUGGUAAAGAGAGACAUUGAAGCAGUAGAGCAAUAUGUCGACAAGCCAGAUUACAGACCAAGACCCAGGCCUCCAAAGAUGCUGGUAAAGAGAGACAUUGAAGCAGUAGAGCAGUAUGUCGACAAGCCAGAUUACAGACCAAGACCCAGACCUCCAAAGAUAAUGGUAAAGAGAGACAUUGAAGCAGUAGAGCAAUAUGUCGACAAGCCAGAUUACAGACCAAGACCCAGGCCUCCAAAGAUGCUGGUAAAGAGAGACAUUGAAGCAGUAGAGCAGUAUGUCGACAAGCCAGAUUACAGACCAAGACCCAGACCUCCAAAGAUAAUGGUAAAGAGAGACAUUGAAGCAGUAGAGCAAUAUGUCGACAAGCCAGAUUACAGACCAAGACCCAGGCCUCCAAAGAUGCUGGUAAAGAGAGACAUUGAAGCAGUAGAGCAGUAUGUCGACAAGCCAGAUUACAGACCAAGACCCAGACCUCCAAAGAUAAUGGUAAAGAGAGACAUUGAAGCAGUAGAGCAAUAUGUCGACAAGCCAGAUUACAGACCAAGACCCAGGCCUCCAAAGAUGCUGGUAAAGAGAGACAUUGAAGCAGUAGAGCAGUAUGUCGACAAGCCAGAUUACAGACCUAGACCAAGGCCUCCAAAGAUGCUGGUAAAGAGAGAUGUUGAAGCAGUAGAGCAGUAUGUCGACAAGCCAGAUUACAGACCAAGACCCAGGCCUCCAAAAAUGCUGGUAAAGAGAGACGUUGAAGCAGUAGAGCAGUAUGUCGACAAGCCAGAUUACAGACCUAGACCCAGGCCUCCAAAGAUGCUGGUAAAGAGAGACGUUGAAGCAGUAGAGCAGUAUGUCGACAAGCCAGAUUACAGACCAAGACCCAGGCCUCCAAAAAUGCUGGUAAAGAGAGACGUUGAAGCAGUAGAGCAGUAUGUCGACAAGCCAGAUUACAGACCUAGACCCAGGCCUCCAAAAAUGCUGGUAAAGAGAGACGUUGAAGCAGUAGAGCAGUAUGUCGACAAGCCAGAUUACAGACCAAGACCCAGGCCUCCAAAAAUGCUGGUAAAGAGAGACGUUGAAGCAGUAGAGCAGUAUGUCGACAAGCCAGAUUACAAACCGAGACCAAUGCCUAGACCUCCACGCAUUAAUGGCUAAGACUAAGAAGCGGAUUAGAAUGGUGCUUAAUACGCGUGGGUCAUCGAGCUCAAUUAUAAUAAUUUAAUUAUGAGCCGAAUAUUGUUAAUUUACUGAUAUUAACUUGUUAUUAAUACAUUGCAUCGAGGACCGACUACUGAAACCUGAAAGUCUUUAAGAGUUUUUAUUUAAUAUUAUAUAAUUGUAUAUUAGAAAAGUUAUGCAUUUAAAUUAUAGUGAAAAUAUUUUUUGUUGAAUUAAACUUUUGAAAUAUGUAUGUACUUAUGUAGUAUUUAAUAAAUACUAAGGAUUGGAAUAAAUAAAAUUAAGAAUUUGUAAAUAUUUCAUU
Messenger RNA from Nezara viridula (southern green stink bug), 2307 nucleotides. The record is from the annotation of a GenBank genome assembly. NCBI's taxonomy places the organism in Eukaryota, Metazoa, Arthropoda, Insecta, Hemiptera, Pentatomidae.